GUGGUUGCAUUGUACAACCUGCCGUACUGGAAGAAACGUCAGUCUGGCAAUUGGAGACUUCUGUUUAAUAGAAAAGAAUUUGUUUGUUGAUUUUCAUUCGAAAUAUUUCACAGAUCUUAUCCACAAUAACCUACUAGGUUUUCUUAUUAUACAAUUAAUGGUUUGCUUUAAUCACUUUUUCCACUAAUGUAGAUUAGUUUAUUUUAUACUUAUACAAACGCAUGUUUUUCCAGAAUGUUGCUUGAACAUCCAGGAUCAAGUUGCCAGAAUCAUGAACAUUUCUCUAGAUACGGCGCGACUCAAGAGAUGCCGGUAUGUGCCGGAUGUAACCGACACAUAGCGGACCGUUUCAUCCUAAAGGUCCUUGAACGCCACUGGCACAGUAAAUGCUUAAAAUGCAACGACUGCCGAACCCAGCUGGCAGACAAGUGUUUCAACCGAGGCGACAGCUUCUAUUGCAAAGAAGACUUCUUUAAGAGAUUUGGGACUAAAUGUGCUGCUUGCCAGCAAGGGGUCCCACCGUCCCAAGUAGUGAGAAGAGCGGAAGACUUCGUGUUUCACCUGAAUUGUUUCGCCUGCAUUGUGUGCAAGAGGCAGCUGGCCACAGGUGAUGAAUAUUACUUAAUGGAAGAUAGCCGGCUCGUUUGCAAGACUGACUACGAAACUGCAAAGCAGCGAGAGGCAGACUCAUCUGUGAAAAGACCACGGACAACCAUCACAGCAAAACAGCUGGAAACCCUGAAAUUGGCAUACAACAACUCACCGAAGCCGGCCCGACAUGUGCGGGAACAGCUGUCAUCGGAAACAGGUCUGGACAUGAGGGUUGUGCAGGUCUGGUUCCAAAACAGACGAGCGAAGGAGAAGAGACUGAAAAAGGAUGCCGGUGGGCAUAGGUGGGGGCGAUACCUCCGAGGCCUGAAGCGGCCCCGGGCCAGCAACAGCCAGUCAGACAAGGGCAGCGUCCAGGAGGAGGACAUGGACAGCGAUGCCGAGGUCUCCUUCACAGAUGAACCAUCAAUGGCAGACAUUGACCUUUCCGAUGGGAUCUAUAGAGCAGUGAGCGAGACAUCGCCGGUUACGGAAAGGCUGAUUCCGAAACACAGCAGCCCCUAUGGUCCCCCCCAGUCCCCGAGACCCACGCAGCCUCUGCUGGGACAGCAGCCACUUGUGUCCAGCUUGUUGUACCCCGAAGCAGCGAUGUCCAUCCUGAUCUCAGGCAUGCGUGUCAUUGGGAGCGGAAACGGCCCCACUUCAGACCUGUCCACAGGCAGCAGCGGUAGCUACCCAGACUUCCCUGCAAGUCCAGCCUCCUGGCUCGAUGAAGUAGAUCAUAAUCAGUUCUGAUUGGUCUACAGGAGGACGGCACUGUUCAUUUAAAAUGAGUUUUUUCUGCCCACUUUCACAGAAUGUGACAAUUUUUGGAGACACAUGGCAUUCAAGUACCUUGGAUUAUUAUUUCAGAGAUGGUGUUAGGGGUCUCUAUGUGUCCUCCAUACCAGUGCUUAGUGUUUUAUACUGUAACUGGUCAUUGUUAAACCCUUAGCAGUGUGUAUGUGGAAGGCCUUUCUAAUACGAACAUCAUAUGAAGACAUUUACUUAACUUAAACUUUUUUACAAAAAAUAUGUUGCUGCUGUCUACAUCACAUGUCCCUCAGUCGCUUCUGAUGUCACUGGUAGUUGCAAGGAGAGCUCUUUAAAAUGCUCAAUUUUUGCAAAUGAUUAUUCAAAUAAAGUUAUUUUCUUAUAAAAUACGAUGUCAUCACUCAUUAUUUACAUGCAUUAAUACUACACAACUUGUGAUGGUUAGUAAUAGACGGAAUACCUGGAAAUGUCAAGUUUGCUUUUAGGGUCAGAUGAAUUUCAGCUUUUUUUUCAGUGAAGCGUCACUUUACUGGCACCCCUGAGCAUGGCUGUGCUAUGGCAUUGAAUUAAAAUGGCUCUCAUGGGUUUUGGCUGAUGUCACUUCCUGUUUGUGUUGCCUGUUUUGCUCUGUUGUUCCUGUGAUACAUUGCAGUAUUAGUACGAGUGUCUUUCAGGGGCAGGCUGUUGCUAAAUGUCUAUCUAUUGCAGAUUUCCACUGUAAAAAUCUCUGUUUUAACAGAUUUCUGAAAAAUAACUUGAACAAAGGUACGCGGGGUGGUAAAUGUGAUUAAAAGGGGUAGAUCAGUUAUAAAACUAUUUUCUUAUGUAAUAAUUGUGUGUAUGUCAUCAUAUUUCAUUUGUUAUGUGAUGCUGAAACAAUCUGGGAUUGUUCAUUGUCAGUGUUUGUUUUGUGAAUGAUGUUGUAUGGAUCUUAUUUAUUAAUCUGAAAGUUAAAGAAUACUUGAAUAAAUACGAAUCAUAAGACC
Paramormyrops kingsleyae is the source of this 2348-nucleotide messenger RNA. RefSeq names its product LIM/homeobox protein Lhx3-like. Gene Ontology annotation, biological process: regulation of transcription by RNA polymerase II; neuron differentiation. Gene Ontology annotation, cellular component: nucleus. Gene Ontology annotation, molecular function: DNA-binding transcription factor activity, RNA polymerase II-specific; RNA polymerase II transcription regulatory region sequence-specific DNA binding; zinc ion binding. NCBI's taxonomy places the organism in Eukaryota, Metazoa, Chordata, Actinopteri, Osteoglossiformes, Mormyridae. The record is from RefSeq and is a predicted model, not a curated record.